AGGGUUGGGCCGUUGAACUGUCUCUCUCAGUGUGACAGACAAACCUAAAGGUAAACUGCUACCCUCACUCACACACCAGUCAACAAUGCCUGCAGACUACAAUGGACGGUGGGAGAUGGUGAGCAAUGAGAACUUUGAGGACGUCAUGAAGGCCAUCGACAUUGACUUUGCCACCAGAAAGAUAGCUUCCCACCUGCAUCAGACAAAAAUAAUCAUCCAGAACGGAGACAAGUUUGAAACAAAGACCCUGAGCACCUUCAGAAACUACGAGGUCAACUUCACCGUGGGAGAGGAGUUUGAGGAGCACACAAAGGGCCUGGACAACCGAAAAGUCAUGACACUGGUUACCUGGGAUGGAGACAAGCUGGUGUGUAUUCAGAAGGGGGAGAAAGAAAAUCGUGGCUGGAAACAGUGGAUUGAGGGAGACCUGCUACACCUGGAAAUCACAGCGCUUGACAAAGUCUGCCACCAAGUAUUUAAGAAGGCCCAAUAAGACUGGAACGAACCUUACCUGCACAAAACUGUGUGUUGCAUGUUGCUGUCUAUUUAUAAUGUGAUUGUGAAGACCUGUAAUAAAUUGAUUUAAUACCA
Siniperca chuatsi (mandarin fish) is the source of this 591-nucleotide messenger RNA. Its product is annotated as retinol-binding protein 2-like. Lineage: Eukaryota; Metazoa; Chordata; Actinopteri; Centrarchiformes; Sinipercidae. Gene Ontology annotation, molecular function: fatty acid binding. The record is from RefSeq and is a predicted model, not a curated record. Gene Ontology annotation, cellular component: nucleus; cytosol. Gene Ontology annotation, biological process: fatty acid transport. The transcript has 4 exons. Bases 86 to 493 code for a protein of 135 amino acids.